This is a messenger RNA of Uloborus diversus, 1895 nucleotides long. RefSeq names its product acetylcholinesterase-1-like. The transcript is spliced from 5 exons. Gene Ontology annotation, biological process: choline metabolic process; acetylcholine catabolic process. Gene Ontology annotation, molecular function: acetylcholinesterase activity. NCBI's taxonomy places the organism in Eukaryota, Metazoa, Arthropoda, Arachnida, Araneae, Uloboridae. The record is from RefSeq and is a predicted model, not a curated record. Gene Ontology annotation, cellular component: plasma membrane. Bases 110 to 1735 code for a protein of 541 amino acids.
CCGAAACAAAUCAUGAUGUAUCAUACAGCGCUUAUUUUCCUUCUAUGGUGUACUUCCGCGAAAAAGACGUAAGUCAGACUUUUCAUCAAGCAAUUAACUUAAAAUUGUAAUGUAUUUCAUAUUUUUUAUGUUAUUUCUGACUGGAAUAACAUCAUCGACAAAUUCAUCAACUGACAUAGUAGUUCCCACACGAAAUGGAGCAAUAAUCGGCACGUCCACUACCUACAAUGGUUCGCCGCUUCACGAGUUCUUUGGAGUACCAUAUGCACAGCCACCAACAGGAGAUCUGCGUUUUCGAAAGACUCAACCCCUCACGUCACAGCCAAACAUAUUGUUUGCAAAAACUAUGCCUCCAGCUUGCCCGCAAUACCUACCUUACGACUACCCCUGGUAUGAUAACAAACCCAAUAAAAGUGAAGAUUGCUUAUACUUGAAUAUUUGGGCCCCCGGAUUUGCAACUCAAGAGAAGAAAGCUGUUCUGUUCUGGCUACAUGGUGGAGGAUACACUUAUGGCUCUAAUCGCUUGGAAGUAUACAACGGGCACAUAUUAGCAGCAGAAAAUGAUGUAGUUGUAGUUUCUCCUAAUUUUCGGAACGGAGUAUUUGGGUUUCUGUCAACUGACUCCGAUUUAGCCCCAGGUAAUAUGGGAUUGUAUGAUAUUUUGGAAGCUCUGAAAUGGGUGAAAAACAACAUUGAAUAUUUUGGUGGGGACAGCAUGAAGAUUAGUUUAUUUGGACAAAGUACUGGUGCUGUUACAGCUGGUCUAUUCUGCAUUUCACCACUUGCUAAAAAUCUCUUUCAGCGAGCUAUCUUGGGCAGCCGAACACCUGUGGAAUACUCAUAUGACCAUAAAAAGUCUAAUUUUGAUCUGGGCCAGCGUCUAGCAGAAGUUGUGGGAUGUGCAAAUAACAGAACGACGCUUCAAAACGAUACCGUACUUGUUGUGGAAUGUCUAAAAAGAGUUAAUGCUGAUUAUCUAGCGAAGGCUUUAAACUCCUUAAGUCCCAGCAAUUCAAAGCAUUUCAACAUUAUCUAUGGAGAUGAACUACUGCCAAUCACUCCUGAAACAGCUCUCAUUGACGAAAAUAUAAAUGACGUCAGUGUUUUCCUCGGUUUCAACCAAGAUGAAGGAUCUCCGAACCUCGUCUCCUCAGAUAUCAAUUAUUUUGGCCCGUUUGGUGAAAGAAAUCCAUACUUCAACAAGACUGUUGGCUCAAAUUUUAUCCAAGACGGACUAAAAGAGUUUGUUGGUGUUCGAGAUGUCGUGGAACAUUAUUUGGGACAUUUAAGCGAAAAUGAUUAUCAGCAAGUACGUGAGCAAACCUACCAUGCUUUAGGGGAUUACAUUAAAGCUUGUCCAGUGAUUUAUUUUGGGGAUGGUCUCUUAAGAGCUGGGAAAGACGUGUAUUUCUACUAUUUCAAUCACAGGCCGACUGUCACGCAAUAUGCAGAUUGGAUGGGUGUUUAUCAUUUCUGUCAAGUGCCGUUUGUAUUUGGGCAACCUUUAAACAGUAAGAAAGGUUACACACAAGAGGAAAUGGAACUAAGUAGAUACAUGAUGACUCUAUGGACAAAUUUCGCAAAAUAUGGGCAACCUUCUGUCAACACGGAGAAAUCAACGCCCCAAACACGUAAUUACAUAUACUUAAGAACAAGCAACUGGAAGUCAAGUUAUUUAAAAAACCACGAAGAAAACUGUGAGUUUUACAAAAACUAUUUUGAUCAGCAGGAGUAGUAUUUCCCAAUAAAUUCUUCCCUUUUAAAUCUUUGAACAGUUUUUUCACUCAAGUGCAAUUAAGGUUCAUUUCCUCAUCCUUUUAUCUUCGACUAAUGACAAAUAUGAAAAAUUCAUGUUCGUACUCCACUGAUAAUGCUACGCACUAAUUCCUAAUGAA